GCUCCGCCUGGGUGGCCGGGGCCGGUCCGACGCCGGCCAUGAGCCAAUGCGCGGAGGCGGCGGCGGUGGCCGCCACGGUGCCCGGCGCGGGCAUGGGGAAAUCCGGGCUGCGGCCGCCCAUGGUGCCCCGCCAGGCGUCCUUCUUCCCGCCGCCCGUGCCCAACCCCUUCGUGCAGCAGACGCGGAUGGGCGCGGCGAGGCGCCUCCAGAUUUUCUUUCUUGGAAUUAUCCUGCUUCCAAUCCGUGCCUUAUUAGUCGCAUUAAUUAUAUUAUUGGCAUGGCCAUUUGCUGCACUUUCAACAGCUUGCUGUCCCGAAAAGCUGACCCAUCCAGUAACUGGUUGGAAGAGGAACAUUACUCAACCAAUUUUGAAGUUUCUAGGUCAUGCCAUGUUCUUUUCAAUGGGAUUCAUAGUUACUGUGAAGGGAAAGGUGGCAAGUCCUGCGGAGGCCCCAAUUUUUGUUGCUGCCCCUCAUUCAACAUUCUUUGAUGGAAUUGCCUGUGUCGUAGCUGGAUUGCCUUCUAUGGUAUCUCGAAAGGAGAAUGUACAGGUCCCUCUGAUUGGCAGACUAUUACGAGCUCUGCAGCCAGUGCUGGUGUCCCGUAUAGAUCCGGAUUCUCGAAAAAACACAAUAAAUGAAAUAGUAAGGCGAGCAACAUCAAGAGGGCAGUGGCCACAGAUACUAGUUUUCCCAGAAGGUACUUGUACUAAUCGUUCCUGUUUGAUUACUUUUAAACCAGGAGCCUUCAUUCCAGGAGUUCCAGUACAGCCUGUUCUCCUCAGAUACCCAAACAAGCUGGAUACUGUGACGUGGACGUGGCAAGGAUAUACAUUCAUUCAGCUUUGUAUGCUUACUUUCUGCCAGCCCUUCACAAAAGUGGAAGUUGAGUUCAUGCCUGUUCAAGUACCAAAUGAUGAAGAAAAAAACGACCCCAUCCUUUUUGCUGGUAGAGUCCGAAAUUUAAUGGCAGAAACUUUGGGAAUUCCAGUAACAGAUCAUACCUAUGAAGACUGCAGAUUGAUGAUUUCAGCAGGACAGCUAACAUUGCCUAUGGAAGCUGGGUUGGUGGAAUUUACCAAAAUUAGCCGGAAAUUGAAGUUAGAUUGGGAUGGUAUUCGUAAGCAUUUGGAUGAAUAUGCAACAAUUGCAAGUUCUUCAAAAGGAGGAAGAAUCGGAAUUGAAGAAUUUGCAGAGUAUUUGAAGCUGCCUGUUUCAGAUGUCUUGAGACAACUCUUUGCACUCUUUGACAGGAACCACGAUGGCAGUAUUGACUUCCGAGAGUAUGUGAUCGGCCUGGCUGUCUUGUGCAACCCUGCCAAUACAGAGGACAUCAUCCAGGUGGCAUUUAAGCUGUUUGAUGUUGAUGAGGAUGGCUACAUAACAGAGGAAGAGUUUUCCACCAUUUUACAGGCGGCCCUUGGGGUGCCUGACCUGGAUGUUUCUGGUCUUUUCAAGGAGAUUGCCCAAGGGGAUUCUGUGUCCUACGAGGAAUUUAAAAGUUUUGCCCUAAAGCACCCAGAAUAUGCUAAAAUAUUUACAACCUACUUAGACCUCCAGACGUGCCAUGUGUUCUCAUUACCAAAAGAAGUCCAGCCAGCUCCCUCGGUUGCCAGUAAUAAAGUCAGCCCCGAAAAUCAUGAUGAGAGUACCUCAGACAAAAAAGAUGACUGAAGUCUAAUAUUCACAGUCAGAAAAGUCAUUUCCUUGAAACUGUAAAGGGAUUCAUUGAUAGCAUUCUUCAAGUGAUUUCUGAGUAAUUAUGAUGUUCAAAAUGGAAAGCUUUUUAAAAAUAAAAAUGAUAGAUUGCCUUAUCAAAAUGCUUUUAUUCACCUAUGUAUAUUAUUAAGUAAUAUUCCCUUUCUAUUAUGUUAUAUUGUGUGCUGUAUGAUUGGUUUCCCGGUGAUAAAUAUGUCUUUAUGGAUUUAUCUGUUUAAUUUGCAAAUAAUGGUGAAUGAAAUGGUCUCACUUGUUUACUGAUGAGCAUUAAUCAACACUGUAAAGAGUUGUAAAAAGUGCACUUUUCAAUCUAAUUCCCUUUAAAGAAAUGAAGUAAUAGUGUUACUUUCCCAUUCUGAAAAUAAGAACAUUGCAGGAUUCUUUGCCUCUGACUUCACAGAUGCAUUAUUUCAUUUCCAGUUCAGUUUCUUGGAUCACUAAAUGUGAAUUGGAAGGGGGAGUUCCCAUUAAUUCAAUGAGACUUCUUAGAACUCAAAUUCUUUUUAUUGCAGAUUUCCUUACCCACCUACUAAGGAAACUAUCAUUUUGCAUGAUCUACAGUUUAGAACUUUGUGUUAAAGACCAAGGCUAUAACUAAAGGCUAAGUAGGAAUUGCCUUAUUGCAGGUAAACUUGACUUCAUAAUGAGAAAACGAAUCACUUGCCACAGAGUCUAGUUUGAGUUGGAUAGUUCGGAAGGCAGGGCUUGCCCACCAAAUGGGUCACAUUUGAUCCAUUUAUAUAGUAUUAGAAUUAAUACAUUUUACCAUUCAAAUGGGAGUUUUAUUUUGUUAAGUGUCGUCUCAAAUUUUAGAGCUUGCCUGAGAUAUCUACAGGGAAAACACAAAAGGUCCCAAAGUAUUGAAAGCUAGAGAACUCAAAAACCUUAUUAAGGUGAGGCAGCAAUUUAACAUUCUUUCCAUUAGGUCAGGCAAUAAUUCCCUCAAGUGCUAUUUUUACUGGAUGUCACACAGCAUACUUAUUUGUUGUUAAUGUCACUGUGUUUGAAAUUUUGAACAAAGAACCAAUUUAUAUAAUACAGUGUACAAAAAUAAUCGGUUCAUUUCUGAAUUUUGUCUUUGAAAUCAAUCUCUUUGUUUUGGUUGUAUUUCUGAAUUACCCCCAAAUUCAUUUUUUAAAGCCAUUUGUGAAGGUGGGAAGUGUCACGAGAGGUGAGUCAGCAUUUCAAACUAGUUGUACACGUUAAGCUGUGAGUGUUCUAAUUUAAUGAGUGGAUUUGGAUAAUUGCUUACUAAAAUGUUUUAUCCUUAAAUGUAUAGGAUCGUUUGCUUUUUGUGUGUCUUAAAGCUGUUUAGACAGAGUAUUGAAUGAACUGAAAACAACUGCCUAAGUAAUUAGAAAAGUUACCUCUAUAAUAGUGUCUGCAUAUGUAUGUACUACUCAGGUACCAUGAUUGCUUUUUAUCAUAGAAAAGCCACAUAUUACUCCCAUUAAUUAUGAAAAAGUAGCAUUGUAAAUUGAAAGUUUUCUAUGAGGCUCUUGAAAAUGAUUCCCUUGUUUUCCCAUUUUCAAAUAAUAUUUUAUGCUCCUUAAGUCCACUUCUGCCAAUGUAAUAUUCCUAUUUUAUUAUGUUAUUGAAUAAACAAACUUGCUAUAUGAAAUUCUUGGCAAUUAAAAAAUUCUGGUUUUACCA
Canis lupus familiaris (dog) is the source of this 3371-nucleotide messenger RNA. RefSeq names its product lysophosphatidylcholine acyltransferase 2 (gene LPCAT2). Gene Ontology annotation, molecular function: 1-acylglycerophosphocholine O-acyltransferase activity; calcium ion binding. The transcript is spliced from 14 exons. NCBI's taxonomy places the organism in Eukaryota, Metazoa, Chordata, Mammalia, Carnivora, Canidae. The record is from RefSeq and is a predicted model, not a curated record. Bases 39 to 1673 code for a protein of 544 amino acids. Gene Ontology annotation, cellular component: endoplasmic reticulum.